UUAAAUAAAAAAAGAAAAAAGAAUUUGCAACCUACCUUAACAAAUUACGUCAGCCAAUUUUCUUUUUUUUUUCUUUAUUGAAAAUUUAUUGAAAGCGGAUUUGAUAAAAGGGUGCGGAAUUACAGUAAUGAGUUACAGAAGGGAUCACCACUCUUCAAAAUCAGCUCUAUUUGAUGGCUUUGAUAAGCUUGAAGAAGGUGGUCUCAGGGCCUCUUCAUCUUUCUCUCAUGAAAUUGAGGACCAUGACAAUGAUAAAGCUAUAGACAGCUUGCAAGACAGAGUUGCCUUCCUGAAAAGAUUAACAGGUGAUAUACAUGAUGAGGUGGAGAGCCAUAACCGUUUGCUUGACCGUAUGGGCAAUGGCAUGGAUGCUACAAGGGGUAUAAUGUCAGGCACCAUGGAUCGGUUCAAGAAGGUGUUUGAGAAGAAGUCCAAUCGGAGAAUGUGUACACUGGUGGUGGGCUUUGUGGUUUCCUUCUUAAUUAUAUACUAUCUCGUUAGGAUGCUUAGGUAUGUCCGUGGUUGAAGAAACCACCAAAUUCUUGAAGUUGGAAAUUCAUUGCCAAGUCAAAGGUACCAAAAGCCUUUUUUUUUUUUUUCUUGAGAAUCUGGUACUACUUACCAUUUCCUGGCGUGGUUGCCAAUCCUAAGAAGAAACUGCAAUUGCUGUUUGACUAAUUAAAGCCGGGAAGUCCGCAUUUGAAUGUUGCAAUAUUGAUUUCAUCAAACUGUUUUUGACCAAAGAAAAGCGAAAAAUGUGAAGGAAACAGAGGAAAAAAAGGAUUGGAAUUUAGAUAUAAGUUUAUUGCAGUAACUUGUAAAAACAUGUUGACAAAUGACAAUGUUACUUCAAAGCCUAUUUAUAGAGACUUUUUCUUGGAAAAUUGAUGGAAAAUUUCUCUCUAAAACCAACUUGUUCUACGAGUUCUUGUUGACAAUGCAACGUUUGUACUCUUGACGAUUUCUUGCAGCAUAUUUAACUGCAGUCGCAUAGACAAUCUUGUACUUAAAAAAAUUUAAGGUCAAAAUCAUAAGAAAAUAAGUAAGAUUAAAUGAAUGGGUCAUUUUUAUUUCAAUUUUUUUAUACUUGAAGUUACCAGGACGGAGCCCAUGGAUAAACAUUGAAUGUCCUAUCGUUUUUUUUUUAAUCGGUCUCAUGUAUGGAGUUGGUGACAAGGAACAAGUAAAUGAUACAUACAAUUUCUCCAGCAACAAAGGGCCGAAUGCCAAUUAGACAAAUGUUGAAGUCAUAGAAUUUUAUUAAUGGGAAAUGAAGAUGUUACAGUUUGUCCAAUCAAACACACCCUAAGUUCUUGUAAGAAAAGCAAAACCACAUACCUUGGAUGCUCCACAAAUGUUUUUUGACGCUGACUUUCCCAUAUUUAUUGCACUUUAUUGGAUUUCCCUUGUCAUGAAUCCAGCAAUAUUGAUAUGGAAAAAUCUC
Molecule: messenger RNA, 1444 nt
Organism: Durio zibethinus
Lineage: Eukaryota; Viridiplantae; Streptophyta; Magnoliopsida; Malvales; Malvaceae
Product: bet1-like SNARE 1-2
Source: RefSeq, a predicted model, not a curated record